AUGUGCGCUGUUUUGGCGCCGUUUGGUGAAGGAAAAGCUGUGCGUCAAUACGUCUCGUUGUUCGUCUCCAUCCUGCGCGACGAAUAUGACGCCAUCCUGCCAUGGCCCUUCAAAUGCCCGGUGCGGAUCAGCUGGAUGAAUCAAGAUGGCAGCGAAGUGCAUCUAACGGAAUGCAUUCUGCCGAAAGCGCUCCCCGAGAACGAUCCAUUCCUGGGAAGACCGAAGGCCGAACGCAACCCGGCUUUUGGGAUACAGCGUUUUGCCCUCGUCGCUGACAUCGUCAAGGGCAAGUAUGUCGUCAACAAUACGGCCUUCAUCCGCGUCAAUGUCGACGUCAGCAAGGUGCCGACGCUU
This is a messenger RNA of Mesorhabditis spiculigera, 354 nucleotides long. NCBI's taxonomy places the organism in Eukaryota, Metazoa, Nematoda, Chromadorea, Rhabditida, Rhabditidae. The record is from the annotation of a GenBank genome assembly.